AUGGGUGAGUUACAGAAUCUAAAGCUCUUGGAUUUGAUGAAAACGAAUUCUCUUGAAAUGAUAGCACCAAAUGUCAUAUCAAGGAUGACUCAGUUAGAGGAACUGCGAAUGGGAAAUAGCUUUGGCAAGUGGGAAGUUAUGGAAAAUGGAGAUGCAAGACAAGCAAGCUUAGCAGAGAUGGCAUCCUUGUCUCGGCUAACUGUUUUAUACAUCCAUGUGAAAAAUGUUGAAUGCUUGUCUCAGGACAUCCCUGGUCCAUGGAAAAACCUAAAGAAAUUCUGCAUAUGUGUGGGAAGAGAUUACAUGAACAGCAAAGCAGCAAGGAGUAUAAAAAUUGAGAAUUCACCAUGUCCAAAUGCAAAGUGGGUUGAGGUGCUAUUUAACAGAACCAACGAGCUAGAAUUAGUGCAUUGUAAGGGUCUUUACAAUCUCAUGAUGUCACAUGAACUAAGUUUCAAUAGCUUAAAGAUCCUCCUUAUCAAAGAAUGUGGUGAAAUGGAACAUUUGUUAAGUGUGGAAGAAGGAGAAGAGCCUCCUCGAAAUGUAUUCGAGCAUUUGAAGGAGGUGGAUCUGUAUUACUUAAAGAACCUAAAGACGUUCUGCCGGGGCCCACUUCCAGCCGGUUCCCUCCAAAACCUGAGAAAGCUCAACAUAUCUCGUUGUAAUAAAUUAAUCAAUAUUAUGCCAUCUGAUCUGCUCCAGAAUAUAGAAGAACUCAAAGUAAGUCACUGCCAUGGGUUGGUGGAAGUCUUUCACUUCCAAGAUACCUCAAAAGAAGAUGCCCUACUUUCAAAAUUAAGGAAACUUCAAUUGUAUAAUCUAGCAGAACUGACAAGUAUUUGGAAGGGGGUCGUACCUCCUCUUGGUAGCUUCCACCAUUUAGAGUACCUAAAUGUCGGCCAUUGCAAGAGACUGAGAUAUGUCGUCUCACCUGCUCUGGCACAAAUACUUCAACAAUUAAAGAACCUUCGCAUUGGGGAGUGUGAGAAGAUGGAGAAAUUGAUAGGUGUAGAAGUAGAUGAGAGCACAACUGCAUCAUUAUCAUCAUCAUCAGGGUCAAGGCAAUCAGAACUGACGUGUUCCCUUCACUCACUUCCACAUGGAACAAUGUUCCCCAACCUUGAAACAUUGUACAUUUAUAAAUGUGAUGGCCUCCAAAAUCUCUUUUCGUCGAGUGUUGCGCAAGGUCUCUGGCAACUCAAUUGUCUCUCUAUCAUCGAUUGCAAGGGAAUGGAGGCGAUAAUAGCCAAAGAGGCAGACGAUGUAGUGGUGGAUCAAGGCAUGCUUCCAAGGUUAAGGACAUUAGAAUUACAAGGGUUAGAACAGCUAACAAGCUUCUACCAAGGAGUUAGGGAUCGAUACCAAGACCUCAAGUGUUGA
Magnolia sinica is the source of this 1380-nucleotide messenger RNA. Its product is annotated as disease resistance protein RPS2-like. The record is from RefSeq and is a predicted model, not a curated record. The transcript has a single exon. Lineage: Eukaryota; Viridiplantae; Streptophyta; Magnoliopsida; Magnoliales; Magnoliaceae. The coding region runs from base 1 to 1380 and encodes 459 amino acids.